Messenger RNA from Oryzias latipes (Japanese medaka), 2291 nucleotides. RefSeq names its product apoptosis-associated speck-like protein containing a CARD. Gene Ontology annotation, biological process: inflammatory response; regulation of apoptotic process; innate immune response. NCBI's taxonomy places the organism in Eukaryota, Metazoa, Chordata, Actinopteri, Beloniformes, Adrianichthyidae. The record is from RefSeq and is a predicted model, not a curated record.
UCUUGGCUGUUGUCAUGGUUACAGUCUAACUUUGAUCAUCAGUCGUCUUCUUGAAGUCCUCCAUCCUCUGUGUAGUUCUGGUGUCUGGUUUUCGGUUCAUUCUUGUCCCUUCAUCUGCUUUUCCCCUUUUUCCGGUAAUGUCUGUAUUAGUGCAAAGCAUUCUGGGAAAUGGGUGGUUUCAGUACAGUGGUGGAGGAAAAUGUUCCAGAUGGUGGACACAGAAUUCAUGAGGAUUAAAACAUUGAUUAGUUCUUUCUCAUCGUUUCAGACUUUGGUGGUUUGUCUUUCUGUCUUAGAACCUUUCUGAUCUGUUUGGGAGAAAUGUAAAAUAAUCAGGUCCAAUCACAAACUGCUCUGAACUUUUCAACAUUGUUCUCCUGAAACAAUAAUUUCUCUCAUAUUUCCUCAGAAAAGCACUUUGUGGAGAGAUUCAGCAGGGAGCUGAUUCAGGAAGUGACGUUCAUGGAAGCCCUUUUCAAAGCGCUCCUGAACAAAGGCGUCAUCACGCCAGAGCGGGACAGGAACAUCAAAGCGCUGCCGACCAGGAGGAAGAAGCUGAGCGCGCUCCUCUGUGAUGACCUGCAGGACGAAGACAAGAAGAACAUCUUCUUCUCCGUCCUGAAGGAGCAGCACCCCGACCUCGUGUCCAGACUGGAGAGGAGUUAAAUGCUGGGAUGAAACCGAAGGAUGUUUCCACCUGUGGAAAACAACGAAACAUAAACGCAGCUUCAAUGAGAGCAGAAAAAGGAGGAAAUGAGAUGAAACCCAAACAACAUCUGAACGUCUGAACGUUCUACAAUCUAAGCAGAGAACUUCGGAAAUCCGUCACAAUCUGUCAACAAUCGAAUAAUUCCAUUAAGGACAUCGAAUCCCAUUCACUUCCUAGUUUUACAGAAAUCUUUGAGAGUUUUUUGUGUUGUAUUCUUUGUCUAAAAUAUAAAAUCAACUUUUUAAAAUACAUUUUUAAAAGAAGUGACACAAAAACAAUCCAGAAUGUUUUCUUUUUGGACUUUUUUUAAUGUUUUUGUUCAAAAUAAUAACAAUAAACAGAAGUGGGUGGAGCCUAUUGGCCCCCAUGUCCAACGUUCAAAAUGUAUGAUGGACGGAUUUCAUGUAGCCUGCUUUCAAGUGGCAGGGGGUGUGGCCUUUUCUGUUUAAGAACAGAAGUCAGGGGUUUCCUUAUGUAUAUUCUAAAAAACAUAAAAAAUGAAGAGAGAAAAACUUUAUUUUUCAACCAAAGCAAAAAAGAACAGAUGUUUGCUCUAACAUCUCGUUUUUCUACCAGACAAUGUCAGUUUUCAUUAUUCAUUUUCUUGUAAAUCUCUGCUGAAAAAAACUGAGAGGAUCAUCAUGACAAGAGGGGGGAGGGAGGAGGGGGGUCUUUGACUGACCCUGGGCCUUAAAAUCUGUGAAUCCGCUCCUGUUUUCUGCUCUUUUGCUGGAAACAUUAAACUUUUUUCUUUUUCAUGGUAGACUGAUGUGAAAAUGUCACCUCUAUUAAUAUAUAAAAGGUGAAAAAGAUUCUAAAAGGAUAAAUAUUUCUGUUCUAAAAAUCACCGCGCGCGCAGAUUGUUCUGCUGCUCCGAAACAGGCGGGAAAGACAGACGUCUUCUUCCUCUUCCUCUUUCGGUUUGCAGUAACUUCUAUCCAGCUCCGUCUGGGCUUCACUGACGAGACAUGGAGUCCAAAACCCCCAGGAAGCUUUUGGCGGAGACGCUGGAGGAUCUGACGAAGGAAAACUUCCAGAAGUUCGUCCAGGAUCUGGUGGACCGCCGGCAGGAGCCGCGCGUCCGGCGCGGCAGGGUGGACGACAAGAACUUCUUGGUGGUCGCAGAUGUGAUGGUCUCCACCUUCACGGAGAAAAAGGCGCUUUUGGUGGCCGCGGAGAUCCUCAGGGGGAUCCAGUGCGCGGCGGAGGCGCAGCAGCUCCUGAAUGAGGCGGGAAUAUCUUCAUCUUCUGGUUCCGUCUCAGGGAAACACUUUGUGGACGAACAUUUCAGCCAGCUGAUCGACAGAGUCACCUGCGUUGAACCCAUCCUAGAUCAGCUUCUCCAGGAAGACGCCAUCCAGCAAGAGGCUUAUAACUUGAUCAGAUCGAAGCCCACCUCUCAGGCGAAGAUGAGGGAGCUCCUGGAUCACCUGAGGGCAAGCCCCGCCCACAAGGACAUCUUCUACAACAUCCUAAAGAAGCAGCAGAAACACCUUUUAGAAGACCUUGAAGGAAACAGUUAAAACAGGUUUUAGAACACGUCAGACGUGGAAAAAAUGAAUAAAAUAUCAUUUCUACUGGU